Molecule: messenger RNA, 2499 nt
Organism: Ornithorhynchus anatinus (platypus)
Lineage: Eukaryota; Metazoa; Chordata; Mammalia; Monotremata; Ornithorhynchidae
Gene: STX17
Product: syntaxin 17
Exons: 8
Coding region: 268-1191 (307 amino acids)
Biological process (GO): exocytosis; intracellular protein transport; vesicle fusion
Cellular component (GO): plasma membrane; SNARE complex; autophagosome membrane
Molecular function (GO): SNAP receptor activity; SNARE binding
Source: RefSeq, a predicted model, not a curated record
UGUUACACAUUCUCACCUGUCUGCAUUCUGACCGUCACGUUGUCAGGUGGGAUCUUUGAUGUUUUUAAACAGCGGCCGUUUACGAGUUGACGUGUCCAGAAGUGUCUGUGGCCAGAGCCAGAAUAUCAGCAGUCGGGCCUGGGGGUGAGGAGUUUCCAUUCCGAUUUGGUGGUGGAUUCCGUGAAAUAAUUCCCCGUAAGGUGUGCGGCUAGGACUUAGCCCCGAGGACCGCUGCCUGGGAUCCACGCUCCGGGUGGGAAGGCUGGCAUGCGCAGAAGGAUGUCUGAAGAUGAGGAGAAAGUGACCCUGCGGCGCAUUGAGCCAGCCAUCCAGAAAUUCAUCAAGGUGGCCGUCCCGACCGACCUGGAGAGGCUGCGAAAGCAUCAGAUCAACAUUGAGAAGUAUCAGCGUUGCCGACUUUGGGGCCAGCUACACGAAGAGCACAUCAACGCAGGACGAACCGUUCAGCAGUUGCGAUCUAACAUCCGAGAAAUGGAGAAGCUUUGCCUCCGAGUCCGGAAGGAAGACAUCCGACUUCUGAAGAGAAUGAUCGAUCCCGUGAAAGACGAAGCCUCAGCUGCCAUAGUAGAGUUUCUCCGACUCCAUUCCGAAUCUGCGGAAGAACUGGAGAGGCAGCUCCGUGAAGACGGCUCCUCAGUCCACGGCCCCAUGACCAGGUCCUUGACUGUGGGAGGACCCCUCCAUACACCCGAAGCGGAGGAGUACCCCUACGGUUUAAUGCAGAUGGAGGCGCCUCUCCCCGAAAUCCCUCAAGAUCAAAACGCCGCCGAGUCCUGGAGCUCUUUGGAGGAGAAUUUGAUUGCCCUCAACCAGCUGGUGAUGGAUUUCUCGCUGCUUGUCAACUCUCAGCAGGAGAAGAUUGACAGAAUUGAAGACCAUGUCAACACUGCCGCUGUGAACGUGCAAGAGGGGAAGAAAAACUUGAGCAAGGCUGCAAGAUACAAGCUGGCAGCUCUGCCCGUGGCAGGUGCGGUCCUCGGCGGCAUGGUGGGAGGCCCCAUCGGGCUCCUCGCAGGCUUCAAAGUGGCAGGAAUUGCAGCUGCUCUCGGCGGCGGGGUGUUGGGCUUUACAGGGGGAAAACUGAUUCAAAGGAAGAAGCAGAAAAUGAUGGAGGAGCUCUCCUCCAGCUGCCCCGACCUCCCCAGCCAGAGGGACAAGAAGUCUAGCUGAAGCAGGCGGGGACGGAGCCCGGGCCACCCCGGCCCCUCGGAUGGCGCCGGGACAGGGAGCUCCGGCGCGUGGAUGGAGCGGGGAGGAGCCGUCGGGGUUCGCAUCCACACCCCAAGCCAGCCGGGGCCGGGCCUGGGCCUGUUCCCAUUUGGACUCUGGCUGUGGGGCUGGGGGAGGUGACCUGAUUCAGGGCACGGCCCAGGAAGAGAGAGUGUGUGUGUGUGCGUGUAGGGGACGAGGGGGAUACCCAUUCCUCCUCCUGGCAGGGUAGUGAAGCCGCGGCCGGAGGAUGUCUGACCUGGGGCCGAGCGCGUCCUCUCCUCCUGCAGUCUUUUUCCUUCCACAGCUGAACGGUGAGCUGCGGGCAGAGGGAUCACAGUCUUUCUGGGUUGGUCUCCGCCCAAUUUCUUUCUUUUCCCUCAUUCCUCUCUAGACCAGGGUCACCAUUCUGUCACCACUGGCCCUACGCCCUCUCCCCUCGGCCCCUCGCUAAGCCCGAGAGCUCCUCCUGCUCCCCGAGGGGGCCGUCCAGCCCCAGGGCCUCGCUGGAAUCCAGCUGCCCUAGAGCCGAGCAUCUUUCUCCUCCCACCCCUUUCCUACCUUUCUUCUGACCCUCAGCCCCUUACGUGGCUCGGGGGGCGGGGGGGGAGGAGAAAGACAGGUUACCUGCAGAUGCCAAAGGGGGAUGACACCUAGCUUGGGGUUCAUCGGCCCAGCAGGUGGAAAAAAGUGAGAGGGGCUGCCCUUCAGACCAACUGGCUUAGCCUAGGCUCACAACUUCCCCGCGGGGCAAAAUCCCAGAGAGGCUUUCGCUCCCGGGCCCCCGGGGGGAGGAAACUGCAGGGGCCGCACCCAUCGGACCAGCUGGCACGGGCGGCCGGGGUCCGGGGAAGGGCCGUCCUUUCAGGUGGCCAGUGGCCCAGGGCCUGAUGGAAGAAAACAAAAUCCCUCCAGGAUGGGGGAAUUUUCAGUUUAGUGAGUCCUGGGGUCCCCCCAGUUUGGGACCUGAAUAUUAAAGCUCCUCACCUGCUGCCACCUGAGUCUGAGCCCAGUUCUCUCUGCCCGGUCUGUGGUCAUGGAGCCACUUUUCAGGGUUCCAGGAGGAGGAGGAAUGUCCUUGGGAGAGUAGGUAAGUGCUUUGAGAUCCAAAGGCAAGAUAUAAAGGGGGCCCUCCAUCUAUGGGUUAUUGGGUUCUAGGCCAGAACUCCAGUGGGGCUUCAACUGCGGGACAAUGAUGCCUGGCUGUGAUUCCUCCCUCCCACAACUCCCCGCCACCUCAAACCAAUAAAAGUACAGAGUCCAAAGCCA